AUGAUCGUUCUACUUGUUGCAUUUUUAUUCCCGUUGUUGGUUCAAUCACAGCAAGUCAAUGUGACCAUAUUUACUGAAUCCCAAUGCCCAUACUGCACGAAACUGCUCCGUGAACAGAUCUGGCCAUUCUACGUGAACAGACCUGGAAUUAUGAACUUGCAGAUUGUUCCAUUCGGAAAAGGAGAUUGUACUUAUGACUACAACCGUAACUUCCAUUGUACUUGCAUGCACGGUGCAACUGAAUGUGACUUGAAUCGCCUUCAAAACUGUGCCAUCUCUUACUUCCCACGCCGUCAUCUCGGUUUGGUCACUUGCCUUCAGGGCCUCGGAACUUUGAGAGAAGGAUUCUCAAAGUGUUUGAGCAGAUUGUCUCCAAACACACAGAGAAAACUGAUCGAAUGCGCAACGACUCAAACUGGAGAACUUCUCAACUACUACUCAAUGGUUAACACUCAUCGAGCUGGAGUCAGAAUCUGGCCAACAAUGUACGUGAACGGAGUUUUCUUCGACCGCAGCUACCCCGUUGAGCACAAACUCUGUGAGCACACAGCUUGGUGCUAA
Caenorhabditis remanei is the source of this 561-nucleotide messenger RNA. RefSeq lists its product as uncharacterized. The coding region runs from base 1 to 561 and encodes 186 amino acids. The record is from RefSeq and is a predicted model, not a curated record. Lineage: Eukaryota; Metazoa; Nematoda; Chromadorea; Rhabditida; Rhabditidae. The transcript has 6 exons. Gene Ontology annotation, molecular function: oxidoreductase activity, acting on a sulfur group of donors, disulfide as acceptor.